CGCGGUGGGCGGAACGCGGCUCUUCUAGCUUCUUUGCCCUCCCGGUUCCUCCCAGUCCUGCUCAGCCGGUGUAGUGCUUCUGGUUUCCUAUCUCGUCGUGGAGAGUCGCUGCCGACUGGGCGCUCGUGUUCGGGUCGUCAUGGCAAGUUACGAAUACGUGAGCCCGGAGCAGCUGGCUGGCUUUGAUAAGUACAAGUACAGUGCUGUGGAUACCAAUCCACUCUCUCUGUAUGUCAUGCACCCGUUUUGGAACACUGUAGUAAAGGUAUUUCCUACUUGGCUGGCUCCAAAUCUGAUAACCUUCUCUGGCUUUCUGCUGGUUGUGUUCAAUUUUCUACUUUUGGCAUACUUUGAUCCGGACUUUUAUGCUUCAGCACCAGGUCACAAGCAUGUACCCGACUGGGUCUGGAUUGUAGUGGGCAUCCUCAACUUCAUGGCCUACACUCUAGAUGGUGUGGACGGAAAGCAAGCCCGCAGAACCAAUUCCAGCACCCCGCUGGGGGAGCUUUUUGACCAUGGCCUGGAUAGUUGGUCAUGUGUUUACUUUGUUGUCACUGUGUAUUCCAUUUUUGGACGAGGAUCAUCUGGUGUCAGUGUUUUUGUUCUUUAUCUCCUGCUAUGGGUAGUUUUGUUUUCUUUCAUCCUGUCUCACUGGGAAAAGUAUAACACAGGAAUUCUUUUCCUGCCAUGGGGAUAUGACAUUAGCCAGGUGACUAUUUCUUUUGUCUACAUAGUGACUGCGGUUGUGGGAGUUGAGGCCUGGUAUGAACCUUUCCUGUUUAAUUUCUUAUAUAGAGACCUAUUCACUGCAAUGAUCAUUGGUUGUGCACUGUGUGUGACUCUUCCAAUGAGUUUGUUAAAUUUUUUCAGAAGCUAUAAAAAUAACACGUUGAAACACAAUUCAGUCUAUGAAGCUGUGGUUCCCUUCUUUUCUCCAUGUUUGCUAUUCAUUUUGUCUACAGCAUGGAUCCUCCUAUCACCUUCAGAUAUUUUAGAGUUACACCCUAGAGUGUUCUACUUAAUGGUUGGAACAGCCUUUGCCAACAGCACAUGUCAGCUGAUUGUUUGUCAAAUGAGCAGUACCCGGUGCCCAACUCUGAAUUGGUUGCUGCUUCCUCUUUUUGCGAUUGUCAUGGUGGUGAAUGUAGGAGUAACCCCUUACGUGGAGAGCGUUCUCCUGUUUGCGCUGACGGCUGCUUUCACUUUGGCCCACGUCCACUAUGGGGUACGAGUGGUAAAGCAGCUGAGCAACCAUUUUCACAUUUACCCCUUCUCAUUGAGAAAACCAAACUCGGAUUGACUAGGAGUGGAAGAAAAGAAUAUUGGCCUGUAAUCUACAGAAAGAAGUACUGUAAAUAAGAUGCUUGUAAAUAUUCAUCCAUCACCGUUGAACUAAACUGAUCUGCUUAACAGACAUGGGAACUCAGUGUGUGUGUCGUACUUGGACAGCAGGAAUGAUACAUAUCUGAACUUGUGGAAUAUUGGACCUAUUAACUCCCAGCUUACUUUUUUAUAAAACCAUGUGUUGUUUUGGUUAAACGUAAUAGUCCAGCAAAAUGUUCCUUGUAGUUUAGGAGUCCGUAAUGUUUUGGUUUAUACAGAGUUAAAGAUGCUUGGAUUUUAUUUUUCAAACCCUCGUAUUUGUUUAGAAACACUGAUAACAUUCAGAGGACCCAAUAUGUUUUCAUAUUUGGUACUUAGUAGUAAGUCUUUAGCUGUGGAAGCUAUCAGUACCCCAUAUCUAAUAUAGGGAAAAAAUAAGAGCAAGUCACUUUCAGCAAGAAUGCCAAAUGAUUAAGAGAACAAUAUACAGUUGCCAAAUACUGGUUUCACUUUCCCAUGGAAAUGCCUUUUGUCCUCAUGUGCGAAGAGAGCUUAUGUGUGUAUGUGUGUGUGUGUAUAUACAUAUAUAUAUAUAUAUAUAUAUAUAUAUAUAUUUAAAUUCUCUAGUAUUCCAGCUCUCUUUGUUAUGUAACAGAUCUUGAUAAGUGGUUUAAUUUUCUUUUAAAGAAAAAUAUUUUAUUGAGACUUAAUAUUGAGAAUGGAUUGUAAUUAUGGCUCACUCAUUGGCAUGGUUCAGUGUUUAAACAUGGCAUUUUUUCCCCUCGGCUACAAGUUGCUGAGAUUUGGUGCCUAUGAACUAUGGUCAUAUGAAUGCAUGUGAUAGUCCCAUUCUUAGAAUAAUUACUUGUGAGGAACAUAGAUUAACUUCCUUAUAAGAAAAAAAGUUUCUUAGGAAUUAGGAAUCUCAUGAACCUCACUAUGAAAUUACUACUGUGAACGUUGCUGCGAAACUAGAUUUCUGAUUUAAUUUGUCCUUCUUCUCUCCCUUUAUCUCUUUCUGUGGAGGAAAUAGUGCUGUUUUUUUAAUUUCAUACAAGAUAAAGACAUAGAGAGAACUUCUCUCUUCCCCAACUUGUUCACUUCUCCAUCUGAAGAAAAAUUUUGAUAUAUAUGCCUUACUAAGUAUUUACACCCUUUAAUAUGACUUGGAAUAAUUUUUGAGGUUUACUGACAAACAUAAAAAUCUCUUUUGACUUCCAUAUGAUUGUUUUAUGAUCACAGCUUUUCAUGAAUGUGGAUAUUCUAUUUCUUUCUGAUUUUGUCUCCUUAAUUUAAUUAGGUGGUGGUGAAAUUUACCGGCUGAUUUUCUUUUAUUUUACACUGAAUGAAGUUUGUGCUUGAAUGAAGAGUGUAUCUUAAACCCUUUUUUUGGACGGAUUGCACUUGGAUAAAAUAGGCACCACUGUGUUGAUAAUGUACUUAAAACCAUAAUCAUUAUUUAUCUAUAAAUGUGCCCAUCAUUAAAUUUAAUUAUAGUGUAUUCUUUUGUUGGAUUUUAAUCUGCCACUUUGUAAAAAUAACCAUGUAAUUAUUAUUUCAGUUUUUUAAAUUUGUGAACUGUAAUCAUUGUCAUCAAGUUAUUAGAAAUGAAGCAUCAUGGAGCUAACUGUACUCAAUUUUUAAAAAAUUGUAAAGGUUGAGGUAUAUUCUGUGACUUUCUCUGAGACAAAAAUGAACACUGAAAAUAGUUGGGAAAUUAACACAGGAGAAUAUGGAUAGUGAUUCCAUGUUUACUUAAAUUGCCAUCAUGGAGGUCAGAGAAUGAACUAAUUAAGUAAAAGUAACUUAUUUUUUGUAUACCUUGUUCUGUGUCAUCUGUAAAAUCGAACUGGAUAAAGUGUUAAUUUGGGCGGGGAACAAAGCUUUGCUUUAAGAUUUUAAGCUAAUCAUUUUAUUGUUUUGUUGACUUUGUAUACAAAAAUGAGAUUCGUCUGUAUUAUGUAAGAGCUUAAAAAUAUUUAUAAAAUGGCAAAUUUGGACCACAGGCUUUUGUCACUUUGUACAGUAUAGUUAAAAAAAAAUACCCUUUAUUUCUGACAUAGGGUCAUGUCCUGUAAUUUUGGGUCUCUUUUACCUCAAAGUGUUUUCCUGCUCUUUUUUUUGCAUCAGGUUUAUUUGAAAAUUGUUUUGUGCCUAUACUUGAUAACAUAUUUCCCCGUGGUGGUUAAGAAUUAUGCUGUAGUCAGUUUCAUUGGCAUCAUGGGAUGAAGGAAAGAUGGACGUCAGGAAGAUAAAAGAUGAAAAGUGAAAAACGGUUUCAGAAUACUGUGGACUUGCGACUCUUUAGUGUUCUGUUGACUCCUUUUUUUGGUUUAGUCUGCCGUCUUGAAGUGUAUCAUGAAAGCCCCUCUUUGUCAUGUAUGGUAUAGCAACUGAAGCAGGACUUUGUUACGAAGAGCUCUGUGAACUGACAUCAUCACCAAUGAUCAUAACAUUUCCAAAGUAUAAAAGGUAUUUCAGGCUUAUGCAUGAUAUUUUGGGGUGCGUUCACACCCCGGCCUUUCUCCUAGCAUAUGCUGAGCUGCUUUUGGGGGAGCAAGUGGCAUAAUUGGUCAUACAUGCAUGUUUUCUGUCCAUUUCAAAACAGAGUGCCUUAGCCAGGCUAGAGGUUUGCUUCGUGUUUCUUCUGACCAAAGUUACCUAGACCUGUAGGAAGUUUCUUUUCAGGUUAUGGUAUGAAAAAUGUCCUUUCAUGCUUGUCAGAAAAUUCCCCAAUGUUUGAGGGGGGGCAUAGGAUAGAAAAAUCUAAAAGAUAUCUGAAUAUAUUCAUGCUGCCUUUUAUAAUCCUUUAAUAACAUUCAUGGUCUUAGUGUAAUCUACAUACAGUUUAUAAUUGCCACAGUUUAACAUUCCUCCCUUAAUGUGUAACAGAUGUAAUUCAUGGGUUUUAGUCUUACGGGUAAUAGAGUGAAUAACUUCCAAAUCGAGAAGUAAAAUAGUCUUCUCUGGCAUUUUAAUAAUAUCAUGGUUAAAUUUUAAAAAGCUUUGAUGCUGAUUAUGGCCUAGAAUGUUACAGUACGGUUACCAACAUGCUAUCUGUUUUAAUAUAGAGCUCUUGGGAAGAGGAGUGCAUGUCUAGGGUUGCCCCAGUUCUAAAUAGUUCCUGAAAGAAUACUGAUCAUGACCUGGAGCCUGGGCAUUGGGGGAACAUGUAAAGGAGAAAGCAAGCAUAGAUGGUGUCCACUUGAAGGGGAAGAAGAGAUCACUUCAGUGCCCAGUGAUGCUACUGCAGUGCACAGUUCAAAACUGUCACAUUUAAAUCAUCCUUCCUCCAUUAAUCUCAAGUUCAAAUGUGAAUUUAAAAGUUUCCUAAGUGUUCAGUUUUCAAAGAAUUAAUUUAUGUUGUAGUCAGUCCAAAAGCAUUUGGAACACAUCUUGUUUUUCCUGAUAGCUCAAUUGGUAAAGAAUCUGGCUACAGUGCAGGAGACCCCGGUUCGAUUCCUGGGUUGGGAAGAUCCCCUGGAGAAGGGAAAGGCUACCCACUCCAAUAUUCUGGCCUGAAGAAUUCCAUGGACAUAGUCCAUGGGGUUACAAAGUCAGACACGACUGAGUGUUUUUCACUUUCACUUUUCACUUUGCUUUCCAAAGCAGGCUUUGAUUCUGUAAUCUAUGGAGAAUGAAAAAGUAAUCUGAAAGUGUUUGAAUCAAAGACUACUUCUCCCCUUAAUAUUUUAACAGGAAACCUGUUUGUAACUCUCCUCUUCGUUCUUCCCUUGGGUUUACCGUUAACCAGCCACCACCUGGGACAGAGACUCCACUUGGCUUUGUCGCCCCCUAUACCCUGCCACAUUCAGAUUUCCUUGAUGGCCUUAGAUCUCUUGCCUAGGCAAGGAGUGGGAAUGUGCCAGAGAGAACAAAGUAAAUCUGAAGGACUAGAUCUUUUGACUUUGGGUCCCCCAAUAAGCCAAAAAGAGAUACAGAAAUCUUUGUGCUGAUUCCUGUGUUUAGAGUGGCCUUUAUCUUGACUUCAGUUCUGGACUUGCUGGAGCACUCUAUAGGAAAUUUGUGAAAUCAGAUUGGGAUUUUCUUUGUCCCAUGAGGUGUGCUUGUAAGGCCACAUGUCCAUUCUUGAACACCUUGUGGGUGAAUAGCCUUCAGUGAGCUGCCAAUACUAAAAACUUUCAGGGAGAUUUUUUUUAGUAUGCUGCAUUUGAAGCACUUUGACAUGUACCUUUUAAGUGACAGUUUUAACAGUAAAAUGGUGAUAAAUUAAUCACUGUGAAACUUGAAAGUAUGAUGUCCUGUACAUUUUAGGGAAGCUUGAGUAAUUUUCAGAUUUUCCUUUAUUAUGUAACCCAUGUGAUUUGUGUAUUUUACUUUUCAUGUUUGACAGUGGUACAGAUACCUGACAUAUUGGCAGACAGUUGCUUUAGGAUCUAUGGUAAAUCAUGGUUGUCUAGCUUUUCCAGAGAAAGUGGCAGUGUGUUUACUUUUUCCUUUGUGUGGAGCCAUGGGAAUUGGACUUACUGGCUAAUUCAUUUCCAUUGUUUCUGUGGUGCACAAUAAACAACCUUUUAAAGCUGCAUGCUAGUAAUGCUUUCCUUUUUAAUAAAUAUGCUAGAGACAGUAAUCUAGCCAGUUGUUUUUAAGCAGAGACUUGCUCUUUUUUCAGACAUAUUUUAAAUGAACUAAUAUUUCGGGUAGCAUAAGAAGUUUUGGCAUUUGCAGCCUUUUUCACAGGUGGCCUGAGUGAGUGGAUUAUAUGGCAUUUGGAGAGAAAGGCCAGAUUCCUAGAAUUGGAAAAUGGCACAUGGACUGAUUUUAGAAUAUUUUCCCAAGGGCUUCUCUUAGGGAGAGUCCGUUUGGACACAGUAGUAUUGUCUGGUCUUCUACAGGCCAUUCACAUUGUCUUACUCUUCACAGAAUGAUUCUUAGAAAACCAGAUUCAGUCAGAGUAGUGUUAUUUUGAAAGCAUAUGAAUUGGAUCAUUAUCAUGGAGUACCUAAUGCUACAUUGUAACCAGAGACUUUUGGAGACCCACGGAGUGGCUAAAUGCUGUGGAUGCCUUGUGACUCUUAGGCUAAAGUCUUCUCUUAAGUAGUUUCUAUGGAUAACAGAAUUGGAAUUAAUUUUGGUUUUUAUUGAAACAUACAUGGAGUAAGUUCUUGACUAGAGGCAUGUUCAGUACUUAAUGUUACUAAUCAGAUUAUAGGAGGGGCCUGUCUUAAUUUUAUGAGGUCCAUGAAUGCUGCAUUAUGAAUCUGUUUGAAUUACUGGUAUCAUUCUGUAUCAGACUUAGUUUAGUAAGUACUAAUUAAGACUGCCCACAAUAUGAACAUUUUUGGGUAGGUUAUUUUGUUUAAAUAACUUAUCCCAUUAGAGCAGCUAUUCAGGAGACAAAGACCCAGCUACAGGUAAUCUCUUGCUUUUUCUGGAAUGUGCCAAGAAAGCAGAAUUCAGUAUUAAACUCCAAAUUUCAGAGUUUUUUUUUUUUCAAGUAGUAUUUCCUCUGGGUAAAGUGGAAGGCAGUGAACAGUUGCUGAGGUGUAAACUCCUUCCGACCUGCAUCCUCCCUUUCCCCUCCCAUCUAACAGAAUAGAUUAAAUUUGUAGCCAAUGGUAGGAAAAGAAAUCGAUACUUUUCUGAGUAAGGUUUCAUGUCCUGGGACUAAGAAUAGGUGGCGGGAAUCAUGGCCAAAUCAAUUAUUGAUUUGUAUAGCCUGGUCCUAUUGCAGUUUGCUUUCUGUAGUGUUCUGAAACAGAAGGAUGAUUUCCAUCCCCUCAGGUGCCUAGAAACAAUACCACUUGUGUCUGCUACAAGUGGAAUAUGUGAGAGAAGUUGAAAGGAACACAAAGUUAUUUUCCCUUUCAAGUAGUUUAAUUGAACAUGUUUGUAAUUGGUCUACCUAGGACUUGCCCAUGUUCAUAGCAAAUAACAUAGCAUUUAUUUUAUCUGGUUAUGUGUGGUGUGUGUAUGGCUACAUAUUUAAUAUGUACACAUAUAUUCUUUGUGCAUAUAUAUGUAUGAUGUAUUCGUAUGUACGCGCAGUCUACUCUUGAUUAUCAGCAAGAUGAUAAGCCCUCACCAGACUGUUUCUUCAUGUUGACUUAAUCUGCAUGUACCCUGUAACUCUGAGAAGCCUGUUCCUUAUCUGCAUCUCCAGUCUUUCCUACUUGCCUUUCAUCUUAGUCCCCAAGGAAGGCCUUGACAUAUGUCACUUUCUGCUUCUCUUUCACCAGGGAUUGUGUGAGUCAGAAAACUUGUGAAAAGAUGGUUGCUUCCACCAGAGUUGAGGCUUCCAGGGUUUGAAUGAUGGUGGGGCUCAUUCCUGGCCAGAAGGCAGUGCCUGGAGCAGUUGUGCUCUUGGGCUUGAUGGGGGAAAACUCUAGCUCUUGUGGGAAAUGGGAUGUCACAACUUGCUUAAAUUCCUUAGCUGGAAUGUUGUGAGGUCUUACGUUAUUUGAUGUGGAAACAGGGUACAGGUGUGCAUUUCACCAUUUGUUUUGUGUCAUCGGUACUCCUGGUCCCCAUUGCUCGCCCAGGUAAUCAAGAUCUGACUGUUUCUUGCCACUGGAUUCUGGAAGCUUUGUGCUCUCAACUGAAUUUAUGUUUUAUUUCUGCUGCUGUGAAACCCAAAAGUAAUGCAGUAGGUUUUAAUUUAAAAUUGUUUUAACUCUAUUAUGGAUAAAUAUUUAUUGUAAUAAAAGUAAAGAGUAAAUGGUUUUUAAAUCCUUUUAA
Molecule: messenger RNA, 8022 nt
Organism: Capra hircus (goat)
Lineage: Eukaryota; Metazoa; Chordata; Mammalia; Artiodactyla; Bovidae
Gene: SELENOI
Product: ethanolaminephosphotransferase 1
Exons: 10
Biological process (GO): phosphatidylethanolamine biosynthetic process
Cellular component (GO): endoplasmic reticulum membrane; Golgi apparatus
Molecular function (GO): ethanolaminephosphotransferase activity
Source: RefSeq, a predicted model, not a curated record